Messenger RNA from Menidia menidia (Atlantic silverside), 879 nucleotides. Lineage: Eukaryota; Metazoa; Chordata; Actinopteri; Atheriniformes; Atherinopsidae. The record is from the annotation of a GenBank genome assembly.
AUGUCUCGCGUCUCCUCCACCGCCAAGCGCUGCGCCGGCCCCUCCUACAGCGGCCACUACGGCUCCUACAGCUCCAGCCUGACCCCCGGCCUUAGCUCCUACGGCGAGCGGGACAGGCUGUCCACCUACAGGUCCCCCACCUCCUCCUCCUCCUCCUCCGCCUCCUCCUCAGGUUACUCCUCCUACCUGAGCAGCUCCGCCGUCCGCAGCCGCAACUACAGCACCUCCUCAGACCCGGACUGCGACCGAGGCCGCACCAUUCCACGCGCCGACCUCCUCGGGAGCAUCGGCAGCCGCCGGAGCGAGAGCCUCAGCAGAACCCCCGUCAAGAACUAUGGGGGCUUGGGGCUGAGCGGGGGUUCCUCCUACUCCGCCUACAGCUCCUACUCCGCCUCCCCGGCCCCGUCCAGCUACCUCUCCUCGUCACCGGUGGCCUCCAGUUACCUGCUCAGUCGGCGAAAAUCGGCGUCACAGAGCGACUUGAGCAGGGACUUGGCCUCUUUGGGCCUUAACGAUGCUUCCUCCUCCUCCUCGUCCUCCUCGAGCAGUGCCCUGCGAAGCUACCGCGCCCGGGCGGCAGCCGAGACCGACUCGUACGACCGGGGCUUACGGCCAGGCAUCUCAGGUCUGUCCCGGAGCUCCACCCAAGAGGCCUUCAGCAGCAGGAGCAGCCGAGCCUUCAGCUCGUCUGCGCGGGAGACGAGCUCCAACGGGCUGUCCGACCCCCCCGGCAGAGAGUCCACGCUGACCCUAAAGGCGCGUAUCGCUCCGCGGGACCAGAAAGUGGCUCGAUCGCCCCUCACGCGCGCUCUCCGUUCCGGGACAGAGGCAGAAGCGGCGCGUGACGUCGACCGCGGCACGGGCCGGAGGCGGCGAUGA